CCUUUCACACCACACAAACGCCAAGUGACGGCACCGCAAUCAGAUUUGAAUUGCGUCUAUACAUUAUAUGCUGUAAGCAAUCAGCACUUUCUCGGAACAAUAACCCAUCACUUUCCGAUUGGAUUCGCAUAUUGGUAUAUACGCCCAUCUGAUUUGCCUAUCACGUUGCACACUGGAAGCCGCUGCUGCAGAAAAGAGAUAAAGGGAAGCAUAAAAUUAUAUUACUAUAUGUUCUGAUUAUAAUAAAAAUAAAAGCACGGAAGCACAAUCGCACGCAAGAUGGCCAGCUCAUUCCGAAUCAAGCUCAAAUUGGGCGGUAAACCAGGACAAGAACCAUCAACCAAACAAUCACAAGAAUCCCCAAAUCGAAACCUGAUAAGUCCAUCUCGAUCGAAUUCUGUAUUUGAACGUGGAAGUUCUGCAAUCGAAGGUGAUGGCAGUAGCCUGUUAAGCGAAGAUAUCGCAGACGAAGAAGAAGAGGACGAAUUGGAAGAUUCUCCACCACCGCCAGAUCAACAACAAAUGAAUCAAAAUGCACAAGGAAAAGUACGUAAACUUUCAGGAGCAGCAGCGAUGAAAGCAGCAAACAGUUUAAAAAAAUCAAAAGGUACAACAAGUUCGGCAGGUGGAACACCUACUGCUACAGGUUCUGAUCGUGAAGCAUCAGUUUCAACCAGUAGAAGAGGAUCACAAGAAGUUUCACCAACACCUUCUGGAUCGGGAACAUAUCGAAAACGUGCUUCUUUGACGAAUGAACAGGGAAAGACGAUCGAUGAGAUGAGCAUGGCAGAGAUUGAAGCUUUACCUGCUGCCAAGAGGAGAAAGGGGAUGAAACUGCGUGGAGCUGCAGGACCCGGUAGAGGCUGGAGAAAAGGUUUAAAGAUGGACAUGAAGCCGGUCUAUCGUGCACCGGGAGAUUCACCUCCUGCUCAAGUUAUUCCCACAACGCCUUCUUCGUUUGCACAAAAGCCAAAAUCCGCUCUUGCAAGAGACGCUCUCUCUAAAGCCAAUACGCCAAUGCGAUCUGAAUCACCCAAUGGUGAUUCUUCUGUAGGCGAAGGAAGUCGACAUUGGGAGGAUAUUUCGGGAUCUGUUGGAAAUACGAGUAUGGCAGAUGUGAAGCCAAGCAGAGUAUAUCCUGCAUCUAGUGCCGCUGUUGCAGCACGAAAGGCAAGAGCGGCCGGAUUGGCAGGUUCGAUGGAUGCAAGACGAGAAAGUGGCUCAAAUGCAAACACACAUGCAUCAACACCUAAUCCCGUUUCUGUACCUACCAAACAAAGUGUACCAACAAUGCAAGAAGAAGGAAAAGCAAUAAGAGCAAUCAUACGUGGAGGACCACCGGUUUUACCACCGCCAAAGAUUCCGAUCGGAUUUGUGGUUCCUAAUACGAUUGAUAAACAAACAACUUCGAAAUUUACACGGAAAUGGCAAAGAAGUGGACGGGAAAUUUUGAGCUUAGGUGGAAGAGUUUGGAGUGCGGUUAGUUGGAUAAGUGAAGAAUCAAACAAGUUUCCAACUAGUGCUGAAAUGAAAGCGAACGCUUCGUCAACAAAUGUCAAUAAUGCUUCUUCAUCGGCCACACAUGCACAUGGAACGAGUACGCCUGCUUUGACGGGUAUGAAAUCUGCUUUGGCAACGGGAAAUGUCACACCUGCAAUCACUUCUCGUGCUGCUUCACCUGUACCCUCAAACGGUACCCCAGGUGAUCAGACAGGCAGAAGUUCACCUGUAGCCUCAAAGGGAAACUUGGCUCCUCCGCCCCCACCAUCAGCAAUGUCCAGGCAUCCUUCCAAUUUUGGCAAACAAAACAGUUCACCUUCCAGUUCAGAUUGGCGAGGUAGCUCAGCCGCAUUUGCAGCAGCCAAUCGAGGUCGAUCUUAAAGUUUUGUUCUCACACAUGUAUCCCUAAUCAAUUACACACUUUUCUCACUAAAUUUGGAUCAUUUGAUUGAUAUUAAAAGCAGCCAGCGUCAAAAUAAGUAGAAGAAAGGAGUGGUUGUACUGUUAUGAGCGGCGCGCGAUGCAUGCUUGCUGUUAGGUAUGAGGAGUGCAAACAAGCAUUGCGGUGAGGUAUGUAAGUGUGUGUGUCUGUGUG
This is a messenger RNA of Meira miltonrushii, 2095 nucleotides long. RefSeq lists its product as uncharacterized. The record is from RefSeq and is a predicted model, not a curated record. Bases 280 to 1881 code for a protein of 533 amino acids. The transcript has a single exon. Lineage: Eukaryota; Fungi; Basidiomycota; Exobasidiomycetes; Exobasidiales; Brachybasidiaceae.